Molecule: messenger RNA, 1520 nt
Organism: Phlebotomus argentipes
Lineage: Eukaryota; Metazoa; Arthropoda; Insecta; Diptera; Psychodidae
Gene: Zpr1
Product: zinc finger protein ZPR1
Exons: 3
Coding region: 84-1463 (459 amino acids)
Cellular component (GO): nucleus; cytoplasm
Molecular function (GO): zinc ion binding
Source: RefSeq, a predicted model, not a curated record
CUGACAUGCGUGAAUUUCACCAAAAGGUGUGCAAAUUUUGAGGUUGUUUUAUUGUGCAUUCUACUGAUAAAAACAGUGAUAAAAUGGAUGGAAAUCCCAAGAAGCCCAUCUUUCGUGACCUGACCGCCGAGGAUCCUGAACCGGAAGCCACGGAGAUUGAGAGUCUGUGCGUGAAUUGCAUGAAAAACGGCACAACGAGACUACUGCUCACCAGAAUCCCGUUCUACCGAGAAGUCAUUCUCAUGUCGUUUGAGUGCGAAGAUUGCGGCUAUCGGAACAAUGAAAUCCAAUCCGGAGGUGAGAUUGCCGAUCGCGGCUGCAAAAUCACGGUGGAAGUGAAGGAUGUGCAGGACUUGAAUAGGAAAGUGGUGAAAUCUGACUACAGUAGUAUCAAGAUUGUGGAGCUGGACUUUGAGAUUCCGUCGCAAUCGCAGAAGGGCGAAAUCACCACAAUUGAGGGCAUUCUGGAGAGGAGCAUAAAGGGGCUCGAGCAGGAGCAGACAAUUCGUCGGGCCGCUUAUCCGGACGUUGCUGUGCAAAUUGACGAGUUCUGCGAUUCGCUGCGGAAACUCAAGGACGGCAAGGAGCCAUUCACGUUCAUUCUCGAGGACAUGACGGGAAAUUGCCACGUGGAGAAUCCAAAUGCGCCGGCGGCGGAUCCGCAGAUGACAGUGAAUCGCUUUCUGCGUACUGAGGAGCAGAAUCACCAGCUGGGCAUCUACACACAGGCGGAGGUGGGCAAGGAGAAGGGCGACGACGGGAACUUCCUGCUCAAGAUGAUCGAGGAGGACGAGUGGCCGCUGGAGGAGCUGCAGGGCGAGGUGCUGCAGUUCUCCACGCUCUGUCCAGAGUGCCGCUCGCCGUGCGAGACCAACAUGAAGAUGACCAGCAUUCCGCACUUCAAGGAGGUGGUGAUCAUGGCCACAGUGUGCGACGUGUGCGGCUGCAAGACGAACGAAGUGAAGUCCGGCAGUGGCAUUGAGGAGUUUGGCGUGAGGAUUGAGGUCAAGAUCACUGGCAGGGAGGAUCUGUCGAGAGAUGUGUUGAAGUCCGACACUUGUGGACUCGUCAUUCCGGAGAUUGAUUGCGAGGUGGGGCCCAGCGCCCUUGGUGGACGCUUCACCACUGUCGAGGGCAUCCUGGAGGCGAUGAAGAAGCAGCUGAGCGACGGCGGAGAGACAUUUGUGGACUCCACUGAUGACUCCACGAAGCGGAAGUUUGACAAAUUUAUCAGCACUCUUGAAGAGAUUAUAGCCGGAAGGAAGCAAAUCACUCUGAUCUUGGACGAUCCGGCGGGGAAUAGCUAUGUGCAGUCCCUGGUGGACGGUGACGAAGCCGAUGAGGCGCUGAAAAUCACAAAAUACACCAGAACCUUUGAUCAAAACGAAGAGCUGGGCCUGAACGACAUGAAGACGGAGAACUACGGUGAGGAGUUCCUGGAGAAGGAAGCCGCAAAGAGCUAAUCCAGGCGCAAUCAGUGGUAGUUUAUAGUGCAUUUUGAGAAUACAUAUACCACGGAA